This is a messenger RNA of Ostrea edulis (European flat oyster), 2371 nucleotides long. Its product is annotated as nuclear speckle splicing regulatory protein 1-like. The transcript has 18 exons. Bases 236 to 1891 code for a protein of 551 amino acids. Lineage: Eukaryota; Metazoa; Mollusca; Bivalvia; Ostreida; Ostreidae. The record is from RefSeq and is a predicted model, not a curated record.
UUUUUAGCUCGUUGGAAUUCAUAAGGUAGCGGUUUCGAUUUAGCGGUAAAAAUGGCCGAUCUGUAAUGUUUUUAAGAUAUUCAAGGAUUAUUAAUUUACUUCUGAGUUAUAAAAGGUAAUCCCUUAAUUAUGUUAUCUCGAGGCAAUGAUGGUUGGCAGUCAAAAAUGAUGGAUAUAUAUCCUUCAUUAAAUCGAAAGUAGGAGAUAAAUAUUUAGGGCAUCCGAGGACAUUUGAAUGGUUACACAACCUAUGAUGGGGGAGUCCAUUCUAGCAGUUGGUUUAAUGGUGCUCUUUUUCCACAUCAAUCCAAUUCUUGGGAACAGUUGUCCGUCAACAACUGCAACAAUUAAAAUAGUUGAUGAAUGUCCUAAAACGGAACAAGCGUGGAAAGACGCAGCUGCAAGAAAAGGUUGUCAUAUGUUGGCGGCGACUCAGUAUUGCUCUAAGUUUCAAUAUCACUGCUUGGUGAACCAGUGGCAAAAUGCGACGUUAGAAGUGUGUGCUCCAAUCUGGUAUAUUUCUGGAUUUUGUGUUAUGUUCAACACGGAUGAAAAGAGAGUAAUCGAUAAUUUUCGAUUAGAUUGUACAAAGUUUAGAGACCCAUGUCCGACGAGAUACAUAUCGACAGAUGCUUAUAAAUAUCAAAAAUGCUAUGAAGUACUCAAUAAAACCAAACAAAUCUCGAAUCAAUUCCAGGAAGAUAAAGUGGUUCCUACACCAUGUAGCAGUGAUACACCGUGGAGAGAAAUAGCAGUGGUGUUCAUUGUACUAAGUGCAUUAAUGUGCGUUGGGAUACCGCUUACGGUGUUGUAUAGACGAAGGAAACAUCCCUUAUCUUGCCAAAAUGCACGUGACACAAGUGAAAAGCACAAAAACCCUGAAGGUGGUGAUUUGGAUAUCACGACGCAAAACGAAGAAGCUGCUCUACUUGGUAGUGAAGAACUAACUACAUCAGCACACUACAAAAAUGCCCCAGAGGAGGAGAAGAUGGCGAGAGAAAACGAUAAGAAGCAGCUGGACAGAAAAGGAGUUGUGUCCAAUGCCACUUAUAAGGCAACGGAAAGAAACCAACCUAUGCCAGAAAGAAGACAACUAGCUUGUAGUGCAAAAAAUGGCGAAAGCAACAAAGAGAAAAGCAAAGAUCUUCAAAGUGAGAAGGAAAGAGGAGUAAAUAGUGAUACCCCUAAAGAUGACGUCGCAGACAAGAAAAAUGCAGAGAAAAGCAAAGAUCUUCAAAGUGAGAAGGAAAGACGAGGAAAUAGUGAUACCCCUAAAGAUGAAGUUGCAGACAAGAAAAAUGCAGAGAAAAGCAAAGAUCUUCGAAGUGAGAUGGAAAGACGAGUAAAUAGUGAUACCCCUAAAGAUGAAGUCGCAGACAAGAAAAAUGCAGAGAAAAGCAAAGAUCUUCGAAGUGAGAUGGAAAGACGAGUAAAUAGUGAUACCCCUAAAGAUGAAGUCGCAGACAAGAAAAAUGCAGAGAAAAGCGUUAACAACGAUUUCCAAUGUGAGAUGGAAAGACGAGUAAAUAGUGAUACCCCUAAAGAUGAAGUCGCAGACAAGAAAAAUGCAGAGGAAACUGUUCAAAAAGACCGCGCUUCAAAUCAAGUUCAAAAUGAAGAGGAAAACGGAGUGAAUAAGAAUACUCCUAAGGAAACUGGCACUGUCGUUGCUGCCGAGGGAAAUACAGAGGAAAACAGAGUUAAUGAGGAAUGCAUACAGAGUCUGAAAGAUAAAGAGGAAAAGGCAGACAAAGAUGACGGAACGAUUGCCCAUGUUGAAAAUAAAGGAGAAGAGGAUGGUAUUGGACCAGAAGGGCAUACCACAAAAGAUGAGAAAGGGAACCUCGUAGCUGUACGUAUAUAUAUGUUUGAAGGUGGCCGGAAGAACUGAAAUAAAAUCGUAUGACGAAUUAUUUGAUGUAAACAAGUUAUUGAAAGCUGCUAUUAUUUCUCAUCACAAAUUGACGAUGUAAAUGUUUUAAGUACAUGUCUAAAGUUAGUUGAGCAAAUAUCCUAUUUACGAUUGUUUUUCACAACUUUGUGCACACGAUAUAGGUUCAUGUGUGUGUGUGUGUGUGUGUGUGUGUGUGUGUGUGUGUGUGUGUGACUGCUUUAUCUUAUAGAAAGUCUCCUACGUUGGUUGUUUUUGCUAGUGAUAUGUUAGGAACACGUAUUGAGGUGUCAAUCAUAUUCAGAGCGACAUCUUACAGACCAUGCUUACUUUUAACUGUGUUAAAUGUGUAGUCAUGUGUAUGUAUGAUCUAUUUGUGCAUUGGAUUUAUCGAUAUAGUGUUCCCAAAACGGGAACAUUACACAUUGUAUCGGACAUUUUAUUUCUUGUUUGAUUUUGUAAUUAAAAGGAUAUAAACUA